Messenger RNA from Spinacia oleracea (spinach), 837 nucleotides. Its product is annotated as transcription factor PRE3. Gene Ontology annotation, molecular function: protein dimerization activity. Gene Ontology annotation, biological process: regulation of growth; regulation of DNA-templated transcription. The transcript has 2 exons. The record is from RefSeq and is a predicted model, not a curated record. Bases 214 to 495 code for a protein of 93 amino acids. NCBI's taxonomy places the organism in Eukaryota, Viridiplantae, Streptophyta, Magnoliopsida, Caryophyllales, Amaranthaceae.
UCUUCAUACAACACUCUUACUCUAAACUCUCUUCUCUUCGACCAUCUUCAUCACCUCUUAUCUCUUUCCACACACACCCCCAUACCUUGUCUCCCUUACAUUGUCUCCCUCACUCUCGUUUUAUAUACGUAUAUAUAUAUAUAUAUACACAAAUUAGUUAACACUACAUUAUAUAUUUCUGACAGUGUAAAAUCAAUAUACAUUUGUAUCAUUAUGUCUAGCAGACGGUCGAGGUCGUCUAGGCAAAGUGGAGGUUCCAGAAUUACAGAUGAUCAAAUUCAAGAUCUUGUCUCUAAGUUACAACAACUUCUUCCUGAGCUCCAUAAUGCUCGACGCCCCGAUAAGGUUUCGGCAUCUCGAGUGUUGCAAGAGACUUGCAACUACAUAAAAAGCUUGCAUAGAGAAGUAGAUGACUUGAGUGAAAGAUUGACUCAGUUAUUAGAAACAACAGAUACCAAUCAAGCAGCACUAAUUAGAAGUUUACUAAUGCAAUAAUUUUUCAUUUCUGUUUUUUAUUUCUUUUUUAAAAUAUUUGGUUUCGUCUUUUUUAUAAUUUUGGGCAGUCGUGCACUUUUUUUUUUUUUUUUUUCAAAUAAUUUUUGUUUACUUAAUUAAGUUUAAUUUUUGCCCCCCUAGGGUUAUAUCACUAGCUAGAUGCUAAUGUAAGCUGUAGUAGGGCAGUUAAUUAGAUUAAUUUCCUUUUUUAAUUUUGCAAGCUCCAUUAAGCAUAAAAAACAUACUUCGUAUAAUAAAAUGGAGCCCCAAUGUAUUCUGUAAAAGAGCAAGAAUUGUUAUUGUUUUCUCAUACUUAUUACUUUAACUACUUUGAUUCGUUCA